This is a messenger RNA of Poecilia reticulata (guppy), 956 nucleotides long. The record is from RefSeq and is a predicted model, not a curated record. Lineage: Eukaryota; Metazoa; Chordata; Actinopteri; Cyprinodontiformes; Poeciliidae.
GGAAGAGUCUGAGCAGUGAAGAGUGAAGGAUGCUGAGGUUUUAUGUACUCCUGGUUCCUCUCUGUAAAGCAUACGGGGACGUUCUCUACGCCGACUUUGGAGACAAUGUUACUCUGCAUUGCUUCUACACCUCCAGUGCCUCCCAUCUAAACUGGUACAAGCAGGUACCAGGAGAACCGCCGCAGAUCAUAUCCACUUUUUACAAACAUCUUCCCGGCUCCAACACCUUACACAAGCAGUUUAAGGACAAUAAGCGACUUUCAGUUUACACCAAGGAAGGGCUCUACGAUCUGAAGAUCUCUAAUAUCCAAGACUCUGAUUCUGCUCUGUACUACUGCGGCUACACCAGCAUCUCCGUCACCGAGUUUGACAACGGAACAUUUUUAUUGCUAAAGAAUUCCAGCUGCAAGACGGUCCUCCACCAGCCGGACUCCGUUUCUGCCCAACCAGGAGGCUCUGUGACUCUGAACUGCACCAUGCUAACCGGAACCGUUAACGGAGACCACAGCGUUUACUGGUUCAGGAAGAACUCGGAGGGAUCCGGUCUGGGAACGCUGUACACAACGACACGGAGUGGUGGUCUGUGUGCGAGGAGCCCAGAAGACGGUCCUGCUGUCCACAGCUGCGUGUACAGCUUACCAAAGAGGAACGUGACCAUGUCUGAUGCUGGGACGUACCACUGCGCUGCGGCUUCAUGCGGACGGAUUCUAUUCGGGCCAGGAACAAGACUAAAUGUGGGAGAGAAACAGCUUGACCCUGCGUUGAUGCAUGGAGGGGUGGUGUCCCUGGCUGCGUCUCUGAUCUUGAACAUCAUCCUGAUUUUUAUUAACGAAGACUUAACGGUGGUUCAUUAUGCAGCCCUGGAUUUCAAACUGAAGUCGGACGCAAUGAACAGACAGAAGAACCGAGAGGAGGAACCGGUUUACUCCAGAGUCAGACAGUCCAACCAGAAGUGA